AUGACGAGUAAUACAUUUCAAAACGAAAAUACUGAUUUAUUUAUCAGUGAAGAACAAAUAAAUAGAAACAAAUUAAACGAAUUAAAUACAGAAGUGAUUAUUAAAAAUGAAAUAUUUGAUGUGAGUGAAAGUGAUUUAAUAGAUUAUAAAGAACCAUUCAAAGGUGGACACGAAGGAAUUAAAGAAGAGGGAAUACUUGAAGAAACUGAUAUUAAAAUGGAGAAUGAACGAAUUAAACUUGAACAACAAUUAAAUACUGAAUUAAUUAUUAAAGAUGAAAUAUUUAAUGAAAAUGAUUUAGAAUUUCAUAAUAUUGAAAAUGAAGAAACAUCUUUAACAUGUGAAGUGUGUGAUAAAACUUUUAAUAAAAAACACCAUUUAACUUCCCAUAAACUAAUUCAUACUGAUAAAAAACGUUUUUCAUGUGAAGUGUGUGAUAAAUCAUUUAAUAGAAAAAACAGUUUAAUUCGGCAUGAACGAAUUCAUACUGUUGAAAAAACUUUUUCCUGUGAAAUUUGUGUUAAAUCGUUUACUUGUAAACAGAAUUUGAUUGUACAUAAACGAAUUCAUAGCGGAGAAAAACCAUUUUCUUGUGAAGUUUGUGAUCAAUCAUUUACACAUCGAAUCAGUUUAAAAACACAUGAACGAAUUCAUACCGGGGAAGUCCCGUUUUCUUGUGAUGUUUGUAACAAAAACUUUAAUAAAAAAUGUAAUUUAAUUCAACAUAAACGUAUUCAUACUGGUGAAAAAACGUUUUCCUGUGAAAUUUGUGAUAAAUCGUUUACUUGUAAACAGAAUUUGAUUGUACAUAAACGAAUUCAUAGCGGAGAAAAACCAUUUUCUUGUAAAGUUUGUGAUCAAUCAUUUACGCAUCGAAUCAGUUUAAAAACACAUGAACGAAUUCAUACCGGGGAAGUCCCGUUUUCUUGUGAUGUUUGUAACAAAAACUUUAAUAAAAAAUGUAAUUUAAUUCGGCAUGAACGAAUUCAUACUGUUGAAAAAACGUUUUCCUGUGAAAUUUGUGAUAAAUCGUUUACUUGUAAACAUAAUUUAAUUGUACAUAAACGAAUUCAUAGCGGAGAAAAACCAUUUUCUUGUGAAGUUUGUGAUCAAUCAUUUACGCAUCGAAUCAGUUUAAAAACACAUGAACGAAUUCAUACCGGGGAAGUCCCGUUUUCUUGUGAUGUUUGUAACAAAAACUUUAAUAAAAAAUGUAAUUUAAUUCAACAUAAACGUAUUCAUACUGGUGAAAAAACGUUUUCCUGUGAAAUUUGUGAUAAAUCGUUUACUUGUAAACAUAAUUUAAUUGUACAUAAACGAAUUCAUAGCGGAGAAAAACCAUUUUCUUGUAAAGUUUGUGAUCAAUCAUUUACGCAUCGAAUCAGUUUAAAAACACAUGAACGAAUUCAUACCGGGGAAGUCCCGUUUUCUUGUGAUGUUUGUAACAAAAACUUUAAUAAAAAAUGUAAUUUAAUUCAACAUAAACGUAUUCAUACUGGUGAAAAAACGUUUUCCUGUGAAAUUUGUGAUAAAUCGUUUACUUGUAAACAUAAUUUAAUUGUACAUAAACGAAUUCAUAGCGGAGAAAAACCAUUUUCUUGUAAAGUUUGUAAUCAAUCAUUUACGCAUCGAAUCAGUUUAAAAACACAUGAACGAAUUCAUACCGGGGAAGUCCCGUUUUCUUGUGAUGUUUGUAACAAAAACUUUAAUAAAAAAUGUAAUUUAAUUCAACAUAAACAUAUUCAUACUGGUGAAAAACCAUUUUCAUGUGAAUUGUGUGAUAAAUCAUUUAAUAGAAAAAUCGAUUUAAUUGUACAUGAACGAAUUCAUACAGGGGAAAAACCUUAUUCAUGUGACAUGUGUGAUAAAACAUUUGCACAGACCAGUAAUUUAAUUCGACAUAAACGAACUCAUACUGGUGAAAAACCUUUUCCAUGUGAACUGUGUGAUAAAACAUUUACACAAAAAACCAGUUUAAUUGUACAUGAACGAACUCAUACUGGUGAAAAACCUUUUUCAUGUGACAUGUGUAAUAAAACAUUUACGCAUAAUUAUCAUUUAAUUCGGGUACACAAGGAUACAAAACCAUAUACUCCAUGA
This is a messenger RNA of Chrysoperla carnea, 2100 nucleotides long. RefSeq names its product zinc finger protein 271-like. The record is from RefSeq and is a predicted model, not a curated record. The coding region runs from base 1 to 2100 and encodes 699 amino acids. Lineage: Eukaryota; Metazoa; Arthropoda; Insecta; Neuroptera; Chrysopidae. The transcript has 2 exons.